CUCCCCCUUCUUUUAAUGAACCUCUCCUCCCCUGUUCUCUACUGAAACAAACAAAGCCUUAACCCAAAAAAUCUCCCGCCCCCGAUCUCUUCUUCGACGGCUAGCUUCCUUCGCUGCCGAGCCGCGGAUUAGCAAGUCAUGUCACCAUCACACAUCUUUAACGUUCAGCUCUUCUCAUCGACAGUCUUGGUCUUCGUCCAAUUCCCCCACAAACAGCGGUCUUCUUGUCUUGGCCGGAGGGGGCGACACUGGGGAAGAAAUGAUGGAGGUCAUUAGCGUCAAGUCCCAGUUACCAGAUAAUCCACCUCACGCCGUCAGUAGCCAUUGCACCGAUUAGAUUGUUUGUUGAUUGAUUUGGAUGGGAAUGAAACCUAAUUUCUUCCCUUAACUAUGUGGCUGAGAACAGGGAUAGGUUGUGUUCAGCAUUUGAGUCUAUAGGAUGCUGAAGCUGCCACAUGUUUCUUCUCUCCAUCCACAUCUUCCUCCAAGUCUCAACUUAUUUGAGUUCUGUAGAAUCAAACAAGAAGCUAAACAACUUCAUGCCCUAUCCCUCAAAACAGGCAUUUUCAGUUACCCUUCAAUAUCUUCCCGACUUUUAGCUCUCUAUGCUGAUCCCAAAAUCAAUAACCUUGAUUAUGCUCGCUCUGUCUUUGAUUGCAUGGAAGCACCCAGUUUGGUUUCUUGGAACCUAAUUAUCAAGUGCUAUAUUGAGAACCAAUGUUCACAUGAUGGAAUUCUUCUGUUUUAUGAAAUGAUUCAUGAACUCCUGCCUGAUAAUUUCACUUUGCCUUGCCUAAUCAAGGGUUGUACUCGUUUAAAUGCAACUGAGGAAGGAAAACAGAUUCAUGGGUUGGUCUUGAAAAUUGGGUUUGGUUCAGAUAAGUUUGUACAAAGCAGUUUGGUUAGUAUGUAUUCUAAAUGGAGUGAGAUGGAUUUGGCUCAAAAAAUAUUUGAUCAGAUGGACAAUAAAGAUUUAGUAAGUUGGAAUUGUUUGAUUGAUGGUUAUGCCAGGAAUGGAAAUGUUGAAGUGGCAAUGGAACUGUUUGAUAAAAUGCCUGAUAGGGAUAUCUUUACAUGGACUUCUUUGGUUGACGGGCUUGCCAAAUGUGGAAAGCUUGAGACUGCAAGAGAGAUAUUUGAUCAAAUGCCAAGUAAAAAUUUGGUAUCUUGGACUGCCAUGAUAAAUGGCUAUAUGAAGUAUGGUCAAUCUGAUUUAGCCGAUCAAUUGUUUCACCAGAUGCCAGUGAGAAAUUUAAUAAGUUGGAACUCAAUGAUAGCUGGAUAUGAACAUAACGGGCAGUAUUUUGAAGCUUUGCAUUUCUUUGUGGCAUUGUUAGGUGAGGGCCUUAUACCUAGUGAUGCCACAAUGCUCAGUGCUCUAUCUGCUGUUUCAGGGUCAGCUGUUCUUAAUAAUGGGAGGUGCAUCCAUUCAUUUAUGUUGAAACGUGGAUUUGAAUUAGAUGGUGUGCUUGGUACAUCACUGAUAGAUAUGUAUUCCAAAUGUGGUAGCAUAGAGAGUGCUCUAGCAGUUUUCAAAGCAAUAGCCAACAAGAAAUUGGGGCAUUGGACAGCAAUAAUCAUGGGUUUAGGAAUGCAUGGUAUGGCUGAGAAUGCUCUUGAACUUUUCCUUGAAAUGCUUGAAGUUGGAAUGAAACCACUUGCUUUAACUUUUGUUGGGGUUUUAAAUGCUUGUAAUCACGGAGGAUUGGUAGAUGAAGGGCGUCGGUUUUUCUAUAUGAUGAUCAAUGAAUACAAAAUUGAGCCGACAAUCGAACAUUAUGGUUGCUUUGUGGACACUUUGUGUCGUGCUGGGUAUCUUCAAGAGGCAAAGAAUAUCAUCGAGAGCAUGCCAAUGAGACCAAACAAAGUGAUCUGGAUGAGUUUGCUCGGUGGUUCUAGGAACCAUGGAAACUUGGAACUCGGAGAGUAUGCUGCUCACAAUUUGAUUGAGGUAGAUCCAAAUGCUGCUGCAGGUUAUAUAGUGCUUUCUAAUAUGUAUGCUGCGUCUGGUAAGUGGGAUAAAGUUUCACAUGUAAGAGAAAUGAUGAUGAAGAGAGGGGUAAGAAAGGAUGCUGGAUGCAGUUUCGUAGAGCAAGGAGGUAAACUGCACCGAUUCAUUGCAGGCGAUAAAGCACAUCCCCAAACUGAAAAUAUAUAUGCUAAGUUGGGUGAGAUGAGAGAGAAGCUGAAACUUGCAGGACAUAUUCCAGACACAAGCCAAGUUCUGCUGCAUGUUGAGAACGAAAAUGAAAAGGAAUUUGAGUUAGAAAUUCACAGCGAGAGGUUGGCCAUUGCUUUUGGCCUUCUCAAUAUGGGAAAGGGAAGUCCUGUUCGGAUAAUAAAGAACCUUCGUGUCUGUAAUGACUGCCAUGCAGUAACUAAACUCCUGUCUAACAUCUACAAUCGAGAAUUUAUAGUGAGAGAUAGCAGCCGCUUCCAUCAUUUCAAGAAUGGAUCAUGUUCUUGCGGUGACUUCUGGUGAUAGCUUUUCCAAUAACCUGCCAUGGAUGCUUUGGCAGCUUUCCGCAGAUAUCUUUACCAACAAUUUGCUGUCAUCAGGUCUGUGAAUAUCCCUGCCUUCCAAUUCUCUUGUUGGUUCAAUAAAUGGGUUUAAUCUUUAUACCUGAAAUUAUUCUGGCUUUGCUGCAUUAUAAGGAUUAAAAAACAUGCAUCUCAAAAGUAUACAAGCUUACGGUUAGUCCAACCAAGUGGCUUAAGCUAUUUUGGUAUAAUGGACAAGCCUAUCAUAGGGCAAUUGUUCCUGAUUCGGGUCAAAUUUGUUGUUGAUUUCUGUUUGGUUCCUGGGAAGAUAGUUGACUAGUGACCAAUUAUCCCCACAAAUACCUUGUAUAAUUUCUUUUCUGGGGGAAUGAAAAUAAUUCUGUCUUUGGAAGCUUUAAUAAAAUGCCAAGUACAAUUCAGUUAAUAA
This is a messenger RNA of Neltuma alba, 2929 nucleotides long. RefSeq names its product pentatricopeptide repeat-containing protein At1g08070, chloroplastic. The record is from RefSeq and is a predicted model, not a curated record. Gene Ontology annotation, molecular function: protein binding; RNA binding; zinc ion binding. The transcript is spliced from 3 exons. Lineage: Eukaryota; Viridiplantae; Streptophyta; Magnoliopsida; Fabales; Fabaceae. Gene Ontology annotation, biological process: RNA modification. Bases 440 to 2482 code for a protein of 680 amino acids.